AUGCAUGUGCGAGCAGGGCGGCGGCGGCAAAGUCGCCUCGGCUUAACCAGGGACUCAUCCUCUCGGAAGUGUUGCAGACCCUCUUCAAGUCCCCCCGCCCCGCCCGGGUGCUGCCUAGAUCCAGGGCUGGUCUCCCUGAAGAUUUUCUCUCUCCCGGAAGAAGUGGGAGGCAGGGGCCGGCUCGACUUUCGCCAGCAGUCGCCAUCGCAUAGAUAUUUGGGACGUCUUCGGACCCUUUUUACAAGCACGGCCAGACCUUUGCCAAGAAGUGAAGCCGAGGGAGGACUUUCGCGAAGUGCGAGUCAAGCAAUUUCCAGUCCGCACGGUGGGCCUAGCUCCGGCGGGGUGCUGCGCCAGGGCUGGGCUCCGGUUGCGCCGUCUGCUAAGCCCCCACCGAGGCAUUCAUCUCAGGUUUGGAGGAGCCGUAACAUUUUGAAGCUGCGGCCUCUGCCGGUUUCGUCGUGCUGAUUUCGCGCCCCGCCUACAGAGAGGU
Frankliniella occidentalis (western flower thrips) is the source of this 493-nucleotide messenger RNA. RefSeq lists its product as uncharacterized. The coding region runs from base 1 to 468 and encodes 155 amino acids. The record is from RefSeq and is a predicted model, not a curated record. Lineage: Eukaryota; Metazoa; Arthropoda; Insecta; Thysanoptera; Thripidae. The transcript has 3 exons.